GGGGGAACCUCCGGGCUUCGGUCAUGGCGGUGCGAGCGUCUUUCGAGAACAACUGUGAGAUCGGUUGCUUUGCCAAACUCACCAACACCUACUGCCUGGUGGCCAUCGGAGGGUCGGAGAACUUCUACAGCGUGUUUGAGGGCGAGCUCGCCGAUACCAUCCCUGUGGUGCACGCGUCCAUCGCCGGCUGCCGCAUCAUCGGGCGCAUGUGUGUGGGGAACAGGCAUGGACUCCUGCUGCCCAACAACACCACUGACCAGGAGCUGCAGCACAUUCGCAACUGCCUGCCAGACUCAGUGCAGAUCCGGCGGGUGGAGGAGCGGCUCUCGGCCCUGGGCAAUGUUACCACCUGCAAUGACUACGUGGCUUUGGUCCACCCAGACCUGGACAGGGAGACAGAAGAAAUCCUGGCUGAUGUGCUCAAGGUGGAAGUCUUCAGACAGACAGUGGCUGAACAGGUGCUAGUGGGAAGUUACUGUGUCUUCAGCAAUCAGGGAGGGCUGGUGCAUCCCAAGACUUCAAUUGAGGAUCAGGAUGAGCUGUCCUCUCUUCUCCAGGUGCCCCUUGUGGCGGGCACUGUGAACCGAGGCAGUGAGGUGAUUGCUGCUGGGAUGGUGGUGAAUGACUGGUGUGCCUUCUGCGGGCUGGACACAACCAGCACGGAGCUGUCGGUGGUGGAGAGCGUCUUCAAGCUGAAUGAGGCCCAGCCUAGCACCAUUGCCACCAGCAUGCGGGAUUCCCUCAUUGACAGCCUCACCUGAGUCACGUUCCACGCUGCUCCUGGGAUCCUGCCUUGGACUUUGGCUCCUACCCCCACACCUACCUAGUCCGGACUUGCUGCUGCCAGGAAGGUGUGGCAGAGGGGUCAGUGAAGUUGAGUGGCCAGGCACCCAGCCCCGCACCGGUGCCACCUUCUGAAUCUUUUGUUCCUGUAAACACCCUCCUGUGCUGUGGCUCCUGGAUGAGGAUUCUGCUAUUCUGGGGGACCCCAUUAAAGGGCACCUGCCUCUGA
This is a messenger RNA of Fukomys damarensis (Damara mole-rat), 1012 nucleotides long. Its product is annotated as eukaryotic translation initiation factor 6. The record is from RefSeq and is a predicted model, not a curated record. Gene Ontology annotation, cellular component: preribosome, large subunit precursor; nucleolus; cytosol. The transcript is spliced from 6 exons. NCBI's taxonomy places the organism in Eukaryota, Metazoa, Chordata, Mammalia, Rodentia, Bathyergidae. The coding region runs from base 24 to 761 and encodes 245 amino acids. Gene Ontology annotation, molecular function: ribosomal large subunit binding. Gene Ontology annotation, biological process: assembly of large subunit precursor of preribosome; maturation of 5.8S rRNA; maturation of LSU-rRNA.